Pararge aegeria (speckled wood butterfly) is the source of this 1675-nucleotide messenger RNA. Its product is annotated as zinc finger protein interacting with ribonucleoprotein K-like. Gene Ontology annotation, biological process: regulation of transcription by RNA polymerase II. The transcript is spliced from 3 exons. The coding region runs from base 1 to 1302 and encodes 433 amino acids. The record is from RefSeq and is a predicted model, not a curated record. Gene Ontology annotation, molecular function: RNA polymerase II transcription regulatory region sequence-specific DNA binding; zinc ion binding; DNA-binding transcription factor activity, RNA polymerase II-specific. Gene Ontology annotation, cellular component: nucleus. Lineage: Eukaryota; Metazoa; Arthropoda; Insecta; Lepidoptera; Nymphalidae.
AUGGAGAGUUAUGAAAAUAUAUAUAAUGCAAUUUGUCGAUUAUGUUUAAAUUAUAGUGACAGUAAAAAAAUGGUAUCUUUAAUUGACGAAAAUAGUCCAGACGGCCUGACUCCUUAUGCAAAGGCCGUUUCGACUUUUGCUCAAAUAAAUUUUACAAAACAGGACUGCUUUCCAAGUAACAUGUGCCCGAAGUGCUUGUAUUUGCUAAAACAAGCUAUUCAAUUUAAAUUGGUCACAGAAUCAAGUGAUAAUUGUUUAAAAAACUUAAAGGUUUCGGUUGGUGAUGAUAGUGAAAAUUUAAAAGAAAACAUCAUUGAAUUUACAAUGCUUAAGUUCUAUUUUCCCACCGAGUGCCGCAAAGUAACUAGAGAAUGUUCCAAAACUAAGAAAAAGAACGAAGAAAACAGCGAAGUAACCCAAUUUAUCGAAAAUAACAAGAACAUUGUAGAAAAUCAAUCAACCACUAACAAUAGCUUAGAUGGGGACCUUUUUGAAACUCAUGAGCCAGAAUCAGAAACUGAACAGAAUAUAUCAGAAAAUGAAGUAAAAAUAUUGGAUACAUUAGAGAACCUCUUUAGCUCAAAUGAUUGUGAAACUCCAAAUUCAGUACAGGUGUUUAAAAGAAAGAAAACUGUUGCAAAAAAGAAGUGUUUCAAACCACAAAAGCUACAAUAUCAGUUGGCAAUAAAACAAAGAAGUAUACGGAGAAAAUUACCCUCUGGUAGUCGAGUUAAAGAGGACUUGGUUUGCAAUGUUUGUGAUAGAGUGUUGGCAAACCAAUUGACCUACACCCAUCACAUGCAAAGGCAUACUGGAUGCAGAUACAUUUGUGAACAUUGUGGGAAAGGGUUCCCAGUGCUAAAUGAGCUGCAAAUCCAUCAGGUAACAAAGCAUGGCACUGGCCGGUACAUCCAAUGCAAGCAGUGCUCCUUCAAAGCUCCUAGGAAGUUUGAUUUGGUUGAACAUGAACGCAUACAUACUGGUGAGAGGCCAUACACAUGUGACAAAUGUGGAUUGACCUUCCGUAGACGAGGUAUAUGGAGGAAGCACUUAAUAUACCAUACUGAGAAAAAUGUCCAAUGUCCUCAAUGCCCAAGAAAGUUCUACCAAAGAAGUGAUAUGUUAGCACAUGCUAAUAAUAUUCAUAACAGAUUAUAUGUUUAUUCGUGCAGCAAAUGUGUUGCUACGUACACCAAAACACAGACUGUGAGACGGCAUAUGACUGAGCGACAUGGCAUUCCCAGGGAAUUGCAGGGGAAAAUUAUUCGGCUGAAUAAAGGGACUAGCUAUCAAGAUUAUUAAAGAUUUGUGUAUGUGACAAUAGCACAUAAGUACAGACAAGUUUUUCAACUUAAUCAAAAAAGAUAAGUUAGUAAGAAGUGUGUAGUAUAUUGUGUUAUUGAAGAGAUUAUUGUUUCAGAUUAUUUCUUAUGUGAAAAUGACAUUUGUUUGAAAUAUAGUUUUAAAAUUAGAACCAUUGUUUAUUAACCAAGAUGAAGAUCAUAUGCGGGUCAGAAAGAAGUGCCACAUAUUACACUUUUAAUGGAUUAAAUGAGUAACUGUUUAAGAAGCCGAAUUCUUACUAAUAUUAUAAAUGCGAUAGUGUGUUUGAAAAUAAACGAUUCCCACGGGAUUAAAAAAUAAUACGAAAUAGGACGAAGAACACCGGCAGCAG